Molecule: messenger RNA, 747 nt
Organism: Drechmeria coniospora
Lineage: Eukaryota; Fungi; Ascomycota; Sordariomycetes; Hypocreales; Ophiocordycipitaceae
Exons: 1
Coding region: 1-747 (248 amino acids)
Cellular component (GO): mitochondrion
Source: RefSeq, a predicted model, not a curated record
AUGCCAUGCCAGAUCCGAUACACACAACAGGUGAUGUUUCGAAUACGCUCAGGUUUUCCUCUGGCGCGCGGCGGCUACCAAGCGAGAUGGCGGAGCGAGGGCCAACGUCGACAUCAAGGGCCUAAGCUCACAGACGAGGAGCCUCUCCUAUACCCAGACUCGCCAUCGACUCACCAUUCAGAUCUUGCCACCUUUCUUGCUCAUGCGAAGCGUAGCGGGCUGAACGAAAAGUCGACGGUCUACGUUGGCACCCACUACGAAUACACGGUCGCGGCCGCCGUGUCCAAGUACGGCUUCGCCCUCAGGCGCGUAGGCGGCGCAUCCGACCACGGAACGGACCUCAUCGGCACCUGGGCGCUGCCCACGCUGUCACGGCCGUGGAGGACGCUGGUCCAGUGCAAAGGCGGUGCUGCGCAAAAGGUUGGCCCUCAGCAUGUCCGUGAGCUCGAAGGCGCCUUCGUGGGGGCUCCCGUGGGAUGGCGAGGCCAUGGCGUCUUGGGCAUGCUCGUGAGCGAGAGGGCGGCGACGAAAGGUGUGCGAGAUUCGCUCGGGAGGAGCCGGUGGCCGAUGGCGUACGUUUGCUGCUCCAAGGGCGGCACGGUGAAGCAGAUGCUGUGGAAUCAACAAGCCGAGGACGGGGGGCUUGCGGGCUAUGCCGUUGCGCCUAAAUAUGCCGCCGAUGGCAAGGAACCGGAGCUUGUGCUCCUGCACAAUGGGAACAUCGUGCCGCCCAAACAAGCGACAUGA